Bicyclus anynana (squinting bush brown) is the source of this 3853-nucleotide messenger RNA. Its product is annotated as serine/arginine repetitive matrix protein 1-like. The record is from RefSeq and is a predicted model, not a curated record. The transcript is spliced from 6 exons. The coding region runs from base 120 to 1406 and encodes 428 amino acids. Lineage: Eukaryota; Metazoa; Arthropoda; Insecta; Lepidoptera; Nymphalidae.
CAUUUCUCAUAAUCUAUUCACUGCGAGACGUUACAAAAACGCAAGUCAUAUGCCGUAAACCACAAAACGUUUCAGAAGUCUUUGUAUUUCAUACGUCGUCCGCAGGUGCCGGCGGCGGCAUGCUGGGCGCGCGGCUCAAGUCAUGGAUGGAAGCGCAGCUGGGGCGGGCGAAGAAGCGGAAGCAGAAGCAGACGCGGCAAGCGCCCGCUACCCCUCUGCCCCCGCCACACCUGUCGUCCCCCGAGAGCGCCUACAGCACGGGCUACUCCACCGACGGCACCUCGCCCGGCGCGCCGCCCGCUCCGCUCGCCGCGCCGCUCGUGCCGCCCCCGCCGCCGCCUGCGCCGCCGACCACACACCUCUACCACGAGCCUGCAAAGCGUCGUUCAAGCAUCACAGUACGGCGCGUGGUGCCUGAGCCGCCGGUGUGUGCCACCCCCUCGCCCCGGCCGCGGUGUCGCAUCCGCACCAACCCCUGGCUGGGAGGAACUUCCCCUAAUGCCAGGAAACGCGCCCCUAGCGUGCUGCAUCAGCAGUCCUUGCAAUGUCCACAGCCACCUACUCUGCAUCAUGCGCCUUAUUCCUUGGAUUCACACCCUAAAUAUGGACCCAGAUCGCCACACUUAUCGCCACACCUAUCGCCGCACAUUUCACCUCACCUAUCACCAGAACCCUAUAGAACACCGUACUACAGAGGCGGGGCGUCCAGUGACGAAGAGUGUCGCAGCAUGAAACCACGGGGACGAGAGACGGCCAUCUUAUCUGAUGCGGAUAUCGAUUCAGAUGGUGAUACAGGUUUGGAUGGAGGAGAUGAAGACGAACCUGAUAGCACAGCAUCGCCUGGGAAAAGGAGAGCAAGGAGGAGGAGACCUCCGCGACGUACUCCACGCUCUGCAGGUGCUACUCCACCACGGAUGCGACGCCGAUGCCACGCGCCCUCAGCUCCACCUGUAAGAGAAAGAGACCCUCUAUUAGAAGCAGAUAGAGAAGCCGAACGAAAAUACCGAGAGUUAAUAAGGGAAGCAGAGAAGCUCCUCGUCACAGUAUCUCGAUCACCCCUUGAGCCACCGCAUAAUCCUAGAGUACGGGAACUUAGGGCUACAGAGGUGGAUGCACCCCGACGGAGCCCAGAGCGCACUCACGUGACCAACUUCAUCCGAGCUAACUCCCCCGAGCCCCCCCGACGUCUCUCGCCUGUAGCAAGACGCUCCCCCCUCGCAGCACCGCCGCCUCCCCGGCCCCAAGUACAACCUCCAUCACCGACGGAUAGACCGCACUCUGAACCGCCGAAGAGGAAAGCUUACGCACGAGAUGAGGUUUUACAGACACUGGAGGGUCUACGAAAAAGUUUACAGCAGCAAUCUGCGUUGCUCGCAGUGCAACGUACACGCCUGGACUCCCUCUAACAUGAUGUAAAUUAUGUUUUGGUAGCACUUAAAUGAGUGCGGUCUAGCAAUCGUGCGUUACCAAAACGUACAUGAAUAAUCUUCCCUGCCAAAUAGUAGUAGACCCUUUCAUUUACAUAUCCUUGUAGUUUCUUUGUUUACCCAAGCGUACAGUUUGCGAAAAUGGUUUGCUUAAUCGUGUAUUGUUGAAUUUGUUAUAGUUGCUUAGUUGAUUUGUGUUUGUAAGUCUCUUGUACUUUCGUCUUACUUCUUACGUCUUCUUGUUCUUCGUGGUUUGGAUUCAGAUCGUUUGUCGAAUGUGUCAAUUGAGUGUCCACUUUUAUGAGAUAAAAAUUUCCCUGGACUAAAUGUUCUCGUCGCCUCAAAAUUAAUAAUAGUAUUAUUGUCAAAGUAAAUAUAAUCCACUAAUGAAAAUAAUAAUGUACAAUUUAUAGAAGGUUAAAGUACUUUAAUCUGAUAUGAACAAAAUUUUCAAGGAGACAUAACAAGUUCCACCUUUCAUCCUAAAAAGAUCGAUGGUACAAAGCCUGAACCCUGCAAUUUCCAUAACGAGUUUCACCGUUAUAAUUCACUUUUUCAACGUUACCCAUAAUAAUUUACUUGAAAGUAACGUUCCUAAAUUAAUGAUGAGGUGGGUGGAAUAAAAAUAUUAUGGCUUUUUUUUGCUAUUUACAUGAUGUUUUGGCAAUCUAUUUAAAAUUUUUGAUUGCUUUUAACAUUUAUGUUAAGAUUUAAAUUUACACUGAAUGUGCAAACCAUGCAUUCUAUUCGCAUGUUUUUGGGAUACGUAGUUCUUCCAUAUUUCCUAGACAAAUCCCUCCAAAGAUGUAGUCUAGUCGACAUAUUAGGUAUUUGUAGUUAGUAGUGUUGUUAUCGUUUUAUAUAGGCGAGGCCAUUUUUAUUAUUCCAAAUACAUAAUAUUUGUAGUACCAUUAUUAUUCAUAUUUAGAUUGUAAACGGCUGUUGGAUUUAUGCGAUAUAACAUUUUAAUACGAAUUCUAUAGUUUUGGAGCAUCUGUAUACCUAUAUCAUAUGUUUAAUAAAUACCUAAGUGCGAAUGUCCUCACAACAAUGUCUUUCAUAUAUUCAAAUAGUCUUUCAGUUAAUAAUGUAAAGAAAGCUGGCGACUCAUUAAAUUAAACAAAAGACAUCAUUUUAAAGCCAAUUUGUGUCAGUGGCGUGCAAUCCACGGAAGUAUAAAAACACUGUUAAAGGAGUUUUAUAAUUUGUAUAAUUUAUGUAAAGGCGGUUAAUUGCCCUACUUAUAUUAUGCAUUGUAGUUUUUAUACAGUUACAAUAACUUGUAUUUUUAUGAUAAUUCUACUGAAUUAGUCAGCUGACAUUGCGAAUUAUAGUCAAAACCCUCUGCACGUCGCUGAUUAGUGUGCCAUAUUAGCUCAUUCCAUCAACAGCCGUUCAGUUUAGGGCAUUAGAACAUGUAUCGAGUAUUGUAGCGUAGGACUAGACGAGUAUUAGCGGUCUCCCUAUAGCGUAAGCAACCGUGGCCACGCGUAAGACUGCCUUUACUUCAUAUACAAUGUUUACUCGUUACAAUUUGGGCUAAGAUCGUGUCAUGAUUGUUACUCAAGUUGCAACUGAAUACUUAAAGAUGUCGCAAGUCGCAUUAUAAUCGUGAUACGGAAUUUAGCUGUUCUGUUUAGUCACUCGACUGAUGGUUCAACCUAAUGGGAAUUUUCGUCUAAUGUCAAAUUCAAAUUCUGUUAAAAAAAUAAAAAAAUAUAUUUUGUUAAGUGUACCAUAACAAAAUGCUGAAGAACUAACAAUUUAAAGUUACCUUAAUUUGACAAAAAGUUUAUACAUAUAUGUAUCUUUAAUACAAUUAGCUCAAUUAAAAGAAAAAAAAUGUUAGUCAUAUUUUAAAUUGUAAUUAAAUUGAAUACGUUUUACUGAACCAUCUCGAAGAUUUUCAAGCGCGCGCUACUACCUUGAUACUAAGUUUUUUUAAUGAAUUGUGAAUCUGAGAGAUGGCCGGUAAACAAUAUAUUGUAUGUUUAUCACGUUAUUUGUUAAAAAUGUGUGCUUUUAGCAAUCAUCGGUCGAGUAAUAAGGGUGCCCCCAGUUGGUCCCAUAUUUUUGUUAGUGCAAUAUUUGGCGAGAACGUGCGACAAUAAUCGUAGUCGCCUGUGCCGAGUGUAAAUAUAUUACUCGUUCAGCCUAUCGUCACACUAGCGUUUUUUUGUCACCAUUAACAAAAUCCACCUUUAAAUUUCAACGACCAAAUAAUUAGGUGAAUAUUAAGAGGAAACUCGCUAAAGUUAGCUGCAAGUUUGAUACUGUUUGCAUAACGAUACUUAUCGACUACUUUGAUAGUUUACCGUGUGACAACUGACAAGGCUCUCUAGUGUGUCUAUAGGUUUACUUGUUUAUUGUAAGUAUAAAUAAGAUUUAUACGUUUAGUUGAAUUUUCAUUAAAAUAUAAAAAUUAA